Molecule: messenger RNA, 10825 nt
Organism: Paramisgurnus dabryanus
Lineage: Eukaryota; Metazoa; Chordata; Actinopteri; Cypriniformes; Cobitidae
Gene: slc12a5a
Product: solute carrier family 12 member 5a
Biological process (GO): chemical synaptic transmission; cell volume homeostasis; chloride ion homeostasis
Cellular component (GO): plasma membrane
Molecular function (GO): potassium:chloride symporter activity
Source: RefSeq, a predicted model, not a curated record
CAGGCUUUAGGACCCGGAUGCGUAGCGAGUCUCAGACACCGGUUGAUGCUCCGCUGGCUACUCGUUCAAUGUCUCAUAUCAAAGAACAAUCAACGUGCGUCUCGACCGGAGACGUUUAACACGUUUUCUGCUCGUGGUUUAACACUGAUCUCAGUACUGCUCUAAUCGAGUGUGUAGAUCUUUGUGCGUAACGGUGCGGCACGCGCAUCUGCAUCCCCGGUAAAUUCCUCCACCGGGAAACGGUGAACGAGACCGAAGCGCCGUUCAUUCAUCCCCCAUCAGUCCGCUUCAGGCCACCGGCGACAGCAUGAGCAAGAGGUUUACGGUGACUGCCGGUGACAUCCAGGGGGAAGUGAACCAGCUGUUCGAAGGGGAUGAGCCGACACCGGGCGCAUCCGCGCAGACCCCGGGCGCAGACGGCUCCGGUAAAGUGGUCAACACCACCUGUCAACCCAAAAAAGGUGAUUCAAAUCCCAAAGAGAGCAGCCCGUUCAUCAACAGCACUGAUGGUGAAAAGAGCCAGCAGUAUGACGGCAAGAACAUGGCCCUGUUUGAGGAGGAGAUGGACACAAUUCCCAUGGUAUCGUCUCUUCUCAGCAGUCUUGCCAACUAUUCCAACCUGCCUCAGGGCAGCAAAGAACACGAGGAGGCCGAGAACAACGAGGGCUCACGAAAGAAACCCGUUCAGGCUCCGCGGAUGGGAACGCUGAUGGGAGUUUAUCUGCCCUGUCUGCAAAACAUCCUGGGUGUCAUUUUAUUUCUGAGGAUGACCUGGAUGGUGGGCAUCGGAGGGGUCAUUGAAGCCUUCAUCAUAGUGCUCAUGUGUUGCUCCACGACGAUGCUCACGGCAAUCUCUAUGAGUGCUAUCGCCACCAACGGUGUGGUACCUGCCGGAGGGUCGUAUUACAUGAUCUCUCGUUCAUUGGGUCCUGAGUUCGGUGGAGCUGUGGGGAUCUGCUUCUACCUGGGCACCACCUAUGCUGGAGCCAUGUACAUCCUGGGCUGCAUUGAGAUCUUACUGAUUUACAUCGUACCACAAGCAGCCGUUUUUAAGAUGGAGGGUUUGGAGGGAGCGGAGGCCGAGGCGGCCAUGCUGAACAACAUGCGUGUUUACGGCACGCUGGUGCUCACCUUCAUGGCUAUCGUGGUGUUUGUAGGAGUGAAGUACGUCAACAAACUAGCGCUCGUCUUCCUCGCGUGUGUCAUCUGUUCGAUUCUCGCCGUUUACGCUGGAGUGAUCAAAACGGCAUUCGAGCCGCCCAUAUUUCCUGUGUGUGUGCUUGGAAACCGGACUCUGGUUUGGAAAGGAUUCGACGUGUGCGCGAAGUUCAUGGAAAAAGACAACGUCACGGUCACGACCCAACUAUGGAGACUCUUCUGUGAUUCCGAGUUUAUGAAUGCAACCUGCGACUCUUAUUUCACCAACAACAGUAUCACAGUGAUCCAGGGCAUUCCCGGAGUCACCAGCGGCAUUCUGCGGGAAAAUCUCUUUGGGAAUUACAUGGAAAAGGGUGUUUUCAUCGAGAAAGUGGGACUUCCUGCAGUCGAGGAUUCAGAUUCUGUCCCGACCAAUACAAACCGUUAUGUGCUGGCUGAUAUCACCUCCUUCUUUACCAUGUUGGUGGGGAUUUACUUUCCUUCUGUAACAGGUAUCAUGGCCGGAUCAAACCGUUCUGGUGAUCUACGUGAUGCACAGAAGUCCAUUCCCAUCGGCACCAUACUGGCCAUCACCACAACCUCCAUCAUCUAUAUGUCCAGUGUGCUGCUGUUUGGUUCCUGUAUUGAAGGAACAGUUCUGCGGGAUAAAUUUGGUGAGGCUGUCAGAGGUAAUCUGGUCAUCGGGACGUUAGCGUGGCCGUCACCGUGGGUCAUCGUUAUUGGUUCAUUCUUCUCUACCUGUGGGGCGGGGCUUCAAAGCUUGACAGGCGCUCCUCGUCUUUUACAGGCCAUAGCACGAGAUGGCAUAGUGCCAUUUCUUAGAGUUUUUGGUCAUGGGAAAGCGAAUGGAGAGCCCACCUGGGCGCUGCUCAUGACCGCUUGUAUCUGUGAGAGUGGAAUUCUCAUCGCUUCCCUAGAUUCCGUCGCUCCAAUUCUCUCCAUGUUUUUUCUCAUGUGCUACAUGUUUGUGAAUUUGGCCUGUGCUGUUCAGACUUUGCUCAGAACGCCAAACUGGAGACCCCGCUUUAAGUUUUACCACUGGACUCUGUCGUUCCUCGGCAUGAGUCUCUGUCUGUCCCUCAUGUUCAUCUGUUCCUGGUACUACGCUAUUGUUGCCAUGGGAAUCGCUGGCUGUAUCUACAAGUAUAUCGAGUUCAGAGGGGCUGAAAAGGAAUGGGGAGAUGGAAUAAGAGGUUUGUCGCUCAGUGCCGCCCGAUUUGCCCUCAUGAGGUUAGAAGAAGGACCUCCACAUACCAAAAACUGGAGGCCUCAAAUAUUGGUCCUGGUCAGUAUGGACGCCGAGCUGAAUGUUGAACAGCCUCGUCUGCUCUCUCUGACCAGUCAGCUGAAGGCAGGGAAAGGUUUGACCAUCGUGGGAACGGCGCUGGAGGGCACAUACCUCGAAAACUAUGCUCAGAGCCAGCAGACUGAACAGUCUUUAAGGAAGCUCAUGGAGGCAGAGAAGGUUAAAGGAUUUUGUCAGGUGGUUAUUUCCUCCAACAUGAGAGAUGCCACCUCACAUCUGGUUCAGGCUGGUGGUUUGGGUGGUCUUCAACACAACACGGUUCUGACCAGCUGGCCACGUAACUGGAAACAGUUAGAAGACCAUCGGAUCUGGAGAAACUUCAUUGAGCUGGUGAGGGAGACCACUGCUGCCAGUAAAGCUCUGCUCGUGCCCAAGAACAUCUCAGCCUUCCCAUCCAAUGGAGAACGCUUUACUGAGGGACACAUCGACGUCUGGUGGAUUGUACAUGAUGGAGGAAUGCUGAUGUUGUUACCCUUCCUCCUCCGUCAGCACAAGGUAUGGAGGAAGUGCAAGAUGCGUAUCUUCACCGUGGCCCAGAUGGAUGAUAAUAGCAUUCAGAUGAAGAAAGAUCUCACAACCUUCCUGUAUCACCUGCGUAUAGAUGCAGCAGUUGAGGUGGUUGAGAUGCAUGACAGCGAUAUAUCGGCGUACACGUAUGAGAAAACUCUGGUGAUGGAGCAGCGUUCUGAGAUCCUCAAACAGAUCAACCUCACCAAGACCGAGCGCGAGCGAGAGAUUCAGAGCAUCACCGAUAGCUCUCGUGGGUCCAUUCGGCGCAAGAACCCGGCCGCUGUAACCACACAGCUGAGCGUGACGGAGGAACCUGCGGCCAGCAGUAAAGAAGUGAAACCAGAAGAGGAGGAACAGCUCAUUCAUGAUAAGAGUACCAAUCCCCCCACCCCGGCCACCCCUCAAUCCCCCGCCACAGAGGCCGAGACCCCGAGCACGGCCAUUCAGAUGACCUGGACUGAGACUAAGUGUGAUGGAGAAAAGGCAAAACCAGCCGGAGCCACCACACCGGAGGCUAUUAAAGACCUAUUUAACAUGAAACCCGAGUGGGAAAAUCUAAACCAGUUCAACGUGAGGCGCAUGCACACUGCACUUAAACUGAAUGAAGUCAUCGUUAAGAAAUCCCAGGAAGCCAAACUAGUCCUGCUUAACAUGCCCGGACCACCGAAAAACAGAACCGGUGAUGAGAACUACAUGGAAUUCAUGGAGGUUCUAACCGAAGGUCUGAACCGGGUCCUCCUCGUACGUGGUGGCGGUCGCGAAGUCAUCACCAUCUACUCUUAGGAAACUACCUUACAUCACCCAACCCCAUCUGCUUUCAACCCUUCUUUCCAAAACUACCCCUACACCAUCCAACACCAACAAACCCCCCAGUGUGGCCCAAGCAAUAUCCCAGAAUUCCCUUCAUGACUGCUCGGCCAACCUGUUCCCUUAUUGGCCUUCUGGCAUUCUGUGAGGACCGAUCGUUCACAUUUUACUGUUUUAUGAAGGUGCACUGUUGAUGUCAGUGGGUAUUUGGUCAAUGCCCCUCAUCUGUAGCUUUCCUCCUUGUGCACUGCGUUCAUCCGCCAAUCACCACUCUCAUCCAAUCAGGAGAGGUGAGUGGGUUUAGCUUGAUUGUUUUAGUCAUUGUUUAUUAUUUAUUUUGAGGAGGAGGAUGCGGUACAGAACAUGCAACAGUCAAGAAGAUGGAUUAAGACUUUGACAGACGAGCGUUGAAGAACAUUUCUGCUGUGGUAGAUAGAGACUGAUCUCCGCCCUGCUGCUUUGACAACCUUUGAAAAUAUUAUUCCUGUCAGAAGUUUUAACUUAAAAAAAAUGUAAACAAAGUCAACAUGAAAUCAUAAUUGACCCUAUUUACUUUCUUAAUCUUUUCAUAAUUUUUCAAAAAGUAUUUGGCCUCUAAUGUAACGUUCAGUUUCGGCUGAUGCCUCCAAACCUCUCCUCCAACCAGCAAGUUUUUCAACUUUCAAUCCCAAAUCUUCUCGCAUGGCUUCACUUUGAAAGAUUUCACAUUACGGAAGUGAAACGGGUUGGCGAAUGCCAUUUCAUGUUGACUAUAAAUGGGUAUAUUCCUAUGCACUAUGUCAUAGUUUCUUUCCAUCUGCAUGCGUUUUGUCUGAUCAACCUUCUCGUUUUCCGUGUUCCUGUUUGUUUUUAAGUGACUAGCUAUUUCCCUGCCAACUACAGUCACAACAUGUGCCAAAAAUGAGGCUGGAAGGCUGUGCGCCUCUUUGUCUGACGGCAAAGCGUUGAAGAAGGGCCGUCUAUCAGUGUUAACAGCACUGUUAUUAGUGAAAGAAAAGAAACUACUGCACCACUCAGAAGUGGAUUCGUGUAAAUAGUGUAUAAGGUAUUAUUAGAUAUCGAUGUAGUAUUUUUAUUGUGAAAUAACCGAAGCUUCUGGUGAAGAAACGCAGGGUCAUGGUGUUUUGAAUGGCUACAGGCUUCUCUUUACGGUGGAUUGAAGUAUCGUACUGAACGGUACGGUAACAAACUUCCUCUUACCCAACAAGCACUCAACCUGCACUGACAGCCACUGUGUAACAAAUGAUUUAAUGAGUCGUCCGAUUUAUUGAAUGUGUGUCUGCGCAUGUUUGCAUGAAUGAGUAAACAAGUGAUGUGUAAGUUAGCCAUUUUUUCCUGUUUUGCAAAAAGAAAUUGUCUAUGUUUGUUACGUUUACAGACAAAUCUAUUAUCUAUAAAGUAUCUAGAUCUAGGUUAAAUCUAUACAAAUCUAUUAGAUUGUCCGUGAUGGAGUUAUACCGUAUAAAUAUUCUAGAAUGUGAUCGUGUUGCCAAAUUUAGAUUUCACUUGUGCCAUUUAAAUGAAAAUGUGAAAUGUUACUGAUGCCAUAUCCACUUUAAACACAAGUAGAUUGUUGCAAUGCCGAGUUGAUUUUGUGUCAGAAUUACCAUUGAUUUGUGAAAAACUCAAGAGUCGUAGUAUUUUGCUGUUGUUAUUAAGAUGCACAUGCAUCUACACCAAUAUUAUGAUAACUCCCAUAAAACCCACGUGAUAUCCUAGUAAAAGACAUGAACAGAAUAAAAUCUAAUUUAGUAAUAAUGGUAAUUCUGACACAAACUUAGUGCAGCAAUAGACUUACUUGUUUUUGAAAGAAUGAUGCAAAAGUUUUAAAGAUUUGAUAAUGGAUCGAAUAACAUACAUAAUUUAAACUCUAUGCAGUCCUACUGUAAGGCCCCGUGUCCACCAAAGCGUUUAUACGCGACUAAAACGCCAACGAGUGCUUUGAUUGCUAUGAUACUUUGUUUUGUUUAUCAGUCGUUGUAUGAUGCGGCGGUUGAUUGGUUGGUGUUGUAUUCAUCCCUCCCCCUUACUGUGAUUGGGCAGCUGAGUGAAAAGUGAUAUUGACGACCACAGCGUUCUUCCCCAAGUUGAAAACUUUCAGUGCACGGACAAAAAUGACGAGCUGCUGGCAUAUUUAAAAGUCUGGCGCUUCCAUUGGAAACAUUUGAAGACGUACGCCGUCCGCAGGAAAAACGGUCAGGUGGACACGGGGCCUAAAACAUCAGCCAAAUGAGAAAAUCAAAUGUUUCAUUGGCUAAGUUGGUUCUUUAAAAUCAUCUGUAGCCUUAAUUUUGGCUGAAAUCCAGAUAAAUAUAGAGUUUAGGCCGUAAACUAGUUUUGCACAGGUAUAUUGUAAAAUUGGGAAUUCAUACACUGCCAAAAAUGACUUUCUUACUAAGUAUUUUUGUCUUGUUUUCAGCACAAAUAUCCAAAAAUUCUUAAAUCAAGAUGAAUUUUCUUCACAAGCAAAAUUACCUAGUUUUUAGACAAAAAAAUAAAAUUUAAGAGAAUUUGUGCUUUAAAAAAUCAGCCAAUAGGCUAAGAAAAUGGUUCUUGAAUUAAGUGUUGAUGAAAAAAGUAAACAUUUUAUGAUUUUUUUUCUUACCCAAUUGGCAGAUAUAUAUUUUUUUCCCUUUUUUUUUUGUUGUUGCUUGUUUUAAGCACAAUUUCACUUAAAUUCAAAUUUUUGUCUAAAACUAGACUUAUUUUCUUAAGUAAGUUUGCUCAUCAAGAAAAUGCAUCUUGAUUUAAGAAUAUUUAGAUAUUUUAUACAAAAAAUAAGACAUAAGUACUAAGUAAGAAAGUAAUUUUUGCCGUGUAUAUUCAUUGCAUUAUUUAUUUUUGUAGAAAUACAAGCUAUUUAUAUCUUUUUCCAUCAGUUUCACAGCAGAAUACCAUUAGCUAUAUAAAUAUAUAUAUAUUAAAUAUUUAUAGAAAUAUAACUUAUAUCACUAGUAAGAAAUUAUAUACAGUAGUUUACGAAAUAACAGAUGAUGUUAUUUUAUGUUUAAAUAUAUAUGGGAAAACCUCAUAGGGUAUGAAUGCCGCUGCUAUGUAUUAAUAGAUUUGACUUAGAUUGUGUGUGUACAGAGAGAAAGAUAUUUAAUAUUUAAAGAUACGUUUACACAGUUAACACGAGGAGGGGUUAAUGCCGAGAAUUAACCUGUACUGCCGCUUGAAUCAAAAACAAAAUGAGCAUCAUAAUCAUCGUUAUCAUGUUUCAUUGCUUUCAUAUUUAGUUUAAGAUGUUGACUUAUAGCGCACUGAACCAUGCAUUGAAAAACAUUUCAACAAAGUACUGCCUGCAUAGACUGAGCCUUCGGUGUUGUUUCAAGAACAAACCAUGGUUAGUUUGUUCAGAGAUGUUUUUUACACCUUCACUUGCGAUGCGUGUCGUUUUACUCCUGUUUGCAUGAUGUAUGUUGGAGAAUUUGUUGUACAAUUAUUUUCAUAAUGUCUGAUGAUGUGUGUAUAUAUAUCGUUUUUACAUGUGGUGGUUUAGUACUUGUAAAUCAUGUUGGUUAGAAUAGCGCGAGUUGAUCUCUUUUUUUUCGGCUUUGUAUAUAAUAUCGCUGUAGCUGAGCGGUUGUUCAUUCCUGUCGUACAUCGUACAAAAAUUAUGUAUGAACUUUUUGUUUUCAGUGGUUAUGUGCAAUAUUGAUUUUGAUGGAUAUUAGUACGCACGGCGUAUUUAAAUUUACAUUUUUCGUUUUCUGCUUCUCUCAAAACGGUCUUGUACAUGGGCCAUGUAGUUCAUCAGUGUGAUAGAGAAGUGUGCGUCACAUCUGUUCUAUGGUGGCUGAGAUAGAAAUGCACUUUAAACAGAAUUACACGUUCGUAGUGACAAUAUCGCGUCAGAAAAUUGAGCAUUCCAGAUCAUCAGCGCUAAUGCCUCUAGUGGCAAAAGUGUGUACUGCAGUCAUUUAAAACAUUGGUUCCUGAAGGAUCCCAACACGUUUUGUAUGCCUUUAUAAUCUAACACACUUGAUGGUAAAGUUAACAUCAUCCAAAAUGUUAAAGGGGUCCUACAGGAGCAGGGUUGGUACCAGUGUUCGGGAAAGUUACUUUCAAAAGUAAUGCAUUACAAUAAUAAGUUACUCCCCCAAAAAGUAACUAAUUGCGUUACUUAGUUACUUUUCGUGAAAAGUAAUGCUUACAUUACUUGUAAGUUCCUUUUGCGUUACUUUUUCUUAUUUGGCUGAGGCUUGAUCUCUUUCAGGCCUUGCAGGAGUUUUUUAUGAUCACAAAAAUGUCAAGCUCUGGCGUUUCUGACUCAAACUGUUCCCGCACACAGAGUGUAUAAUUCUACAUUAAUAUGUUCAGUUUAAUUCAGUACAAUAUUUUAUUUUUAAAUUGAAUUAAUUAAACUAAACUUGAAUUAAUUAACUCAAAUAUUAAUGUGUACAUUUAUAAAGAAAUGCGUUACUUUACUCGUUACUUCAGAAAAGUAGUAAUAUCACGUAAUGUGUGUUACUUGUAAUCCGUUACCCCCAACACUGGUUGGUACAACGAAUUUAGAAGCUUUGGAAGUUACUGUGAUGGGUUUGCAGACCGGAUAGAUUUGUUUGCUGCAGUAAAAUUACUACCUGAAUAUAUUGAUUUUAUUAUGCUGUACAAAUGUCAGUGUGUAUGCUGUUUGUUUGGCAUGAAUUUCUAGCGUUUCAUUUAUUAAAAAUGACAAAAAGAAUAUACGUAGAUGUAAAAGAAAAAAGAAAAGAUAUAUUUCUUAUACAAAUCACUGAAUCGAUGUGAUCAUUUCCAUCACAUCUGACAUCACUGCAUCUUUCCACAUCUCUGAGCACUGUAUUGAAAUGUGAUCACAGUAUGAAACAUUUGAUCGUAUCGAUAUUGAUUAAAGAUUACAAACAAGCGCUUCCACAACUGGCUUUGGCUCUGACAGUGUUUCUCUUUCCUUUAGUCAACAUUAUAUGGUUAUGAAUACCCGAAUCGUGUGUAGCAAGAAGAGAAAUCAAAUUCUCUUACAAACAGACACAUCUUUAAAACAAACAAAAAGGGCUCAAAAAAACAUCCAACAUGGUCUCAAAACAACCACAAAAUUUCAUUUUUUUUUUUUUUUAUAAAAAAUUAAGUCCAGAAUAGACUCCUUAUUAAGAAGGUUGAGCAUUAAGGUCCAUUGGAGUCUGUUACCAAGGCCUUUGCCGUGAGUUUUUUAAAGCACUAUUUUAUACCGGUUCUCCACCUGCAAAAUCCUGUUUGGUUCAGAGAGCUUUGUUUUUAAGGGUGUAGCCCUGUAACUGUGAUCACAUGAAGGCUUGUAUUUAUUUCACGAAACAUUCCAGUAAUCGUGGUAAAAACAGUACAGUACUGCAGUGCAUGAAGAUGUAAACCGUACCUUCAGUUAUGUUGCUGAGCUCUUAUUAGGGGUCCAGAUGUUCAAUUCAAGCAAAUCCAUGUGAAGCUGUUUAAAUAGAGCCUGAACCCAGAUCUGUUGUCUUGUUCAACGCAUGCACAUUAUCCUGAACAAACAGAUAAAUUAUAUAUAAAUAUAUAUAUAUAUAUAAAUGUUUUGUGAUACACAGUAUUAUGUUCACCCCAGUUCUUUUCAUUGGAAAUGCAUUAUUUUUACAAGAUGCUUGAUGUUCUUGCUGUAAAGUUUCUUUGGAGCCUUUAGUGUGAAUGAAUGUUGAUUGAUUAAAAUGGUUGAUUUUUACUAGUUUAGCCAAGAAUGAGACCAUUUUGCUUUUAUUGUGUUAAUUUAUCUAAAAACAAAAAAACAUGAACCGAUUACCAAAGUAUAUUUAUGUUAAUCUGGAAAUGUCUUUAGUGUCAUUCUAAUAAAUUAAAAAUAAGCUUGAGGGUCUCCUGCCUUUUGAAGUAAAAACAUUAUUAUUUAUAUCGGUUUCGUACUCAUGCCUUAAACACACAGAUUGGCAGCUAUGUUUACUGAUCUAUAAAGUGCGAUGUUUAUUGGUUAUUUAUUGCAGAAUUUAAUUAGCUGAAAAUGUGCAUUAUGUUUAAUUCAAGUUUGCAAAAGAAAUAUUUGUUGUAACAGUCCGCAUUACAGUGCUUACUUGUGUUGCGAUGUAGUGAACACAUUGUUUUCGAUGUUUACAUUUAUGGUGCAAAAAAUUUACAAACAUUUUAAAUCUUAAUUUUAAAUUCUGAUUUGAUGUGCUGGUCACACACAAAAAAAAUCUCUGGUUGCACAUGACUGUAUUAAAUUUUCUUAAAAUGAUUUUUCUUAAAAAAAUUGUUUGAUCUACGUAAUUUAAUUAUGUACACCAGUUCAACAUGAUUCAAUCAAGUUUUCUUAAAAUGAAAUUAAAAAUAAUUAAAAUAAAGAAAACCUUAUUUAAUUAUUAUUGGUUUAACAAACUAUAUUUAAAAAAAAAUAAAAAUUAGUUACUUUUUAUAUCUUGCCCUUGAACAGCCAGGUAAAAACACUGUUAUGUAUCCCAGAUGACUCCAGGACGAAUCUGCACCGGAUCCUCUGACUUCGGCACAGAUCCGGCCCAGAGUUGUCCGAAGUCUGGGAUGGCUUUAUGUGGCUUAUUGCUUUAUUAACAUGUUUAUAGAGUUGUUGUACAAAUCCAGUACCACGCAAUCAUGUUGUUUUGAAUUUUUCCGAAUGAAAGCAAAAUUAAUUGUAGAUCAAAAUGCAAAAAAACCCUCAGGCUUGUUUUUGAUUUGUUGGAAAUGAAAACCUUUUGUAUUCACAUUUGAAAUGAGUUUAUUUUGUCCUCUCUGAUGUAUAUGAUCAUAUGUAGUGCGUUUCUGUGUGUUGUGUGUGUGUGAAUGCGUGUACAAUGAUGUACACACAAUAGAUCUGGGACCACAGGAAAGGAUCGGGUGUCCUGUAAAUAUAGCAGAAAUAGUAUUGAGGUGUUUAUUUUUUGUGUCCGUGUAAGUUUGAUAUUUUGAAAAGAAAAGAUAAAUAAUGAGUAUUAUCUAUUGUGUUUCAUGGUACAUAAAGAAAAUAAUGUAGAUUUAUCUUCAAAUGCUUUAUCUCUAUGGCUUCUGCAGAACUCUCAUUCCAUUUUAUAGAUUUGUCAGCACAAAAUGCAAUAAACUAAAACCAUUUUA